UCUUGUUGAAGACCUCCAAUUGUUAGAUUGAUCAUCCACCUCAAUAUGAUGAAGAAAUCAAGCAGCUGGGACGGGGAGACAUGCUAGGGGUUCACCCACUGAAUCUGUGCUGAUCUUAGUGGACAACCUUCUGAGCGUCCAUCUCUUUACACGUGAUUGGCCAAGCAUCAUCAACAUCAAUAAUUCAUCGAUACCGACCGAUUAUCAGAAUCAAUACUACAAAGAAAUAUCACCAUGUCAUCUCGUACAGCAGCACCGACGAUACCGUCGUUGAAGCAGUCUUUCAUCACCAGCCAAACAACACUUCUUUCCCAGCCUCUCGCUCCAUCCCGCUCAUGGCAAGAAACCAACGACGCGUCAGAUGAGGCUAUCCCCGAGCGCGUCGUUCAAGAAGUCCUAUAUAAUCUCAACCACACUAUCCAGCAACAUUGUCGUCGCGUGUACCCUCCGCAGGCUAGUCGCAAUAUUGCUGAGCAGAUCAGUGAUGUGUAUACUAAGGAUGCUGAGCGGAAGGUGGGGGGUCCAACUGAUACUGAGGGCGGCAUUGGCAGAGAGCUAGACUUGACCGAAAAUGAAGCUAUAGAAGCGCUGCCCGCUUCCUGGCACUUGGAAAAAGACAUCAACGACCAUCCCAUGGAGACUAAGCGGUAUGCAGACGCUGUUCAGCAACUCACUGAACUCAACGACCAGCGCAAGCAACUUCGAGAGCAAGUCGCACGCUUGAAGCGUCUUCAAUCUAUCGUUGAGCCGCUUCAGACAGAUGAAAAUGGUGCCGGUAUUCAAGAGAAUCUACUCACUCGAAACGGACCCGUUGAGAAGGAGCUCGAGAGAAUGAGAAUCUUAUUGGCGAGAGUUGGUGGCCGUGUGCUUUCGCUACCUGAGGAAGCUCCGAAUGGUGAGGCGAAGGAAGUCAGCUUGACUGAGAUGGGUGCACAAGGACGCAAGAGACGCGUUGAUCAGUUUCUUGCUGAUGAUAAAGUGUUUCCGUCAUGAACGUGCAUUGAGAACUGGUCACGCCAAAUCUCUCAGUCCAGUGGCAGGCCAUAACCAAAUUUUCUCAAAAUGUGCGGCUAUGGUAAAUGAGUCUGUAUCCCGCAACAUAGGUCAUUUGUCCACUAUCUCGCACAUCGCGUUGUCGGGCUCGGUUGGUCAUCGCCGUCUGAAGUGAUGCCAGGUGCUUCACGGGGAGGUGCGCCCAUUACACGCGGAAGAGCGAGGUCAAGCAGAGUCUAACCAACAUGAGAGAAGCGAGCUUUAACUAUGGAGGAUGUUUCAAGACCGCCGUCGAACGUCUGGGGCAGUGAGUGAGUGAGUGUUGGGCUUGAGUUGCGGUCCGAGAGCGCGCAGUCAGCUGCUACGAUCAGGGGAACUGACGCCGGUCAGUCGUCCAUGUAUGCAUAAACUGCAGGUCGUUGGACAAAGGGUUAACGUCGCCGAGGCUCAAUGUCCAAGAAAUAGUCACUCAUAUUGCAUGAAGGAUUGUUCUUUAGAGACCCUUCUCGCUUAUGGUGGUGACCAAGAUGUUUGCUGGUAUUUCUAGUUGGCGAGACCUACGAACGGUAAUGGUUCAAGCCAUUGACAUAAUUGUGGUCAUAUAUCGAGCUCCAACGACGGUCAGCGUCAAUAAAUAAGAAUCGGGCCCCCCCUUUGAGAAGCAGUCACUCAUCCUCAAGCUGGCGUAUCACCAACGGCCUCACUGCCAAGGCAAACAGAGGAUCUCUGUUCCCAAUCUGGCACUAAAUUGUCUCUCUGGUACGGUUUACAGUGAUAGACCCCAAUGAAUUGGGCCCUGUGCUACCCUUGACUCCCAUGUUAGCCUAAGCUUUCAUCUCCCGUACACAUGUAGACAAUGCGUGAGACACUGUUUAGCCUUGCUGCGUCACUCUUCUCGUCAGUAGCGAAUCAUACGA
Messenger RNA from Fusarium odoratissimum NRRL 54006, 1910 nucleotides. RefSeq lists its product as uncharacterized. Gene Ontology annotation, cellular component: Mis6-Sim4 complex. The record is from RefSeq and is a predicted model, not a curated record. The transcript has 2 exons. The coding region runs from base 235 to 993 and encodes 252 amino acids. NCBI's taxonomy places the organism in Eukaryota, Fungi, Ascomycota, Sordariomycetes, Hypocreales, Nectriaceae.